AUGAUCUUGUGGAGCUGGACAGGUAUUUACGUGGCACUGGUAUGGAUGGAGUCCGGCAAGUGGGGGGGGCUGAAAAUGCCAGAUGUCAUGAUUCUGAAUGCUUCACAACAGCCAUUCCUUUCCAAAGCUUUCACAAGAACUGUGGGGAAAUCCAGCGAAAGCGAGCGUCCGUUGAUGGGAGGAACCGGAGUGGGACGCCAAGGACCUCGGGAUGAAGCAGUAAAAGAGCAAAUGGCUGACCGACAACACACGGUGUCGGGCAUGAUGGAGAUGUCUCGUCUCCAGCUGAGUGAUAUUGUGCAAGGGAUCCUGGCUGAAUCAUAG
Messenger RNA from Aspergillus fumigatus Af293, 324 nucleotides. RefSeq lists its product as uncharacterized. The record is from RefSeq and is a predicted model, not a curated record. Lineage: Eukaryota; Fungi; Ascomycota; Eurotiomycetes; Eurotiales; Aspergillaceae. The transcript has 2 exons. The coding region runs from base 1 to 324 and encodes 107 amino acids.